Molecule: messenger RNA, 3043 nt
Organism: Benincasa hispida (wax gourd)
Lineage: Eukaryota; Viridiplantae; Streptophyta; Magnoliopsida; Cucurbitales; Cucurbitaceae
Gene: PGN
Product: Tetratricopeptide repeat (TPR)-like superfamily protein
Biological process (GO): RNA modification
Molecular function (GO): protein binding; RNA binding
Source: RefSeq, a predicted model, not a curated record
UCGAAAAGAAAAGAAAUAUAUAUCUGAAAACUUUUUUCUCUUUCUCGAGAAGUCAGCCGUUCGUCCGUCAGCUACCGCGCACGUUUGACGCCGAGCCUAGCCAACCGCCGUCGAUCGCUACGCCUCGUCGCCGGCUACCGAUCGUCUCACCGUGCCGUUUCCGUCCGCCGCCGGUGAAGCCCCUCUUCCAUUCGUCUCCAUCAUAGUUACCAUUCGUUCAGCGCCUGCCAGCCACCCCCCGACGCUGUGCCGCUGCCUUCCCCUGAGUUCGCAGUCUUCAGUGCCGCCGUCGCCGGAAUCAGUGUUUUGGAAAGUCAGGUUGUUACACAAAGCUAGUGCAAUAAAUUUUGAAUUGAAGCUCUCCGGGGUUUGAUCAGAAAAAAAUAGGGAUGAGUGUUAACAAACUGGCAUCCUCCACUCAUUUCCACCCAAUUCCAUUGAUGGUAAGAAACUCUCUUCAAUGGAUAAGCAACUCCACCUUACAAUCAAACCUAUCUUUCACACCAAAAGGACCAUCCAUUUGGGCCACAAAUCUCAUCAAAUCAUACUUCGAGAAAGGCUUAACCAAAGAAGCUUGUAACCUGUUUGAUGAAAUGCCUGAAAGAGAUGUGGUCGCCUGGACUGCUAUGAUUGUUGGGUUUACCUCUUGCAAUCACUACCCUCAAGCGUGGAGUGUGUUCUGUGAGAUGUUGAGGAGUGAAAUUCAGCCAAAUGCCUUCACUAUGUCUAGUGUUCUCAAGGCUUGCAAAGGCAUGAAGGCUCUUUCAUGUGGGGCUUUGGCUCAUAGUCUUGUAAUAAAGAAUGGUAUUGACAGGUCGAUGUACGUGCAGAAUGCUCUCUUGGACAUGUAUGCUGCUUCUUGUGCUACCAUGGAUGAUGCAUUGACUGUGUUUAAUGAUAUACCUCUGAAGACUGCUGUAUCAUGGACUACUUUGAUUGCAGGGUUGACUCACAGAGUUGAUGGCUACAGUGGGCUUCAAGCUUUCAGGCAAAUGUUACUGGAAGAUGUUGAACCAAACUCAUUCAGCUUUUCAAUUGCGGUUAGAGCUUGUGCUUCAAUCAGGUCGUAUUCAUGUGGAAAGCAAAUACAUGCAGCAGUCACCAAAUAUGGCCUCCAUUGUGAUGUUCCAGUAAUGAAUUCAAUACUCGACAUGUAUUGCAGGUGUAAUUAUUUAUGUGAUGCAAAAAGAUGCUUUUGUGAAAUGACCCACAAGAACUUAAUUACAUGGAACACCUUGAUAGCGGGAUAUGAAAGGUCAGAUUCCAGUGAGUCUCUAAGUUUAUUUUUACAAAUGGGGUCUGAAGGCUAUGAACCGAAUUGCUUUACAUUCACAAGUAUUACAGCUGCUUGUGCCAAUUUAGCGGUCUUAAGCUGUGGACAACAAGUUCAUAGUGGAAUUGUUCGUAGAGGAUUUGACAAGAAUGUAGCAUUGAUCAAUGCACUUAUCGACAUGUACGCAAAGUGCGGAAACAUAAAUGAUUCACACAAACUCUUCUGUGAUAUGCCUGAAAGAGAUUUGGUUUCCUGGACUACCAUGAUGAUUGGCUAUGGGGCACAUGGAUAUGGGAAAGAGGCCGUGAAGUUGUUCGAUGAAAUGGUUCAAAGUGGAAUUCAACCUGAUCGGAUUGUAUUCAUGGCAGUCCUAAGUGGUUGCAGCCAUGCUGGACUUUUGGACAAGGGACUAGGAUAUUUUAGAUCUAUGCUGGAGGUUUACAAUCUAAACCCAGAUCAAGAAAUCUACGGGUGUGUGGUGGACUUGCUUGGCCGUGCUGGGAGAGUCGAGGAGGCUUUUCAACUUGUUGAGAGCAUGCCAUUUGAACCUGAUGAGUCUGUUUGGGGUGCUCUUCUUGGAGCUUGUAAAGCGUAUGAACUUUCCAAUCUAGGGAAUUUGGCAGCUCAAAGAGUAUUGGAUACAAAGCCAAACAUGGCGGGGACUUACCUGCUGUUGUCCAAUAUAUAUGCAGCUGAAGGUAAAUGGGGCGAGUUCGCCAAAAUGAGGAAGCUGAUGAAAGGGAUGGUCAACAGGAAAGAAGCGGGUAAGAGUUGGAUUGAAAUCAGAAAUGAAGUCUAUAGUUUUGUGGUUGGAGAUAAGACGGGCCCUCACAUAGAGUGGGUGCACAAGGUUAUCGAACUACUUAUUUGGCAUAUGAAAGAUGGGGAUGUGACAGAUUUGGAUUACAUAGUAGAAUAUCUAGAAGGGACUUAAACCAGAACAUGAUUACUGGGAAGACUUCAUGAAACAAUAUGAAAUUUGGAAUAUCAUAUGCUUCCUUUUCCAGAAACAUCGUUGUCAACAUGAUUGAAACAAGAAGAUGAAAAUGAUAUUAGCAAAUGAGCCGAAUACUUGGACAUUGGUUUCAACCACUACCACUUGAAGAUGAAAUAUGGGGAGCAUACUUGGUCCUAGCAAAAUGAACCAUCUAACCGUUUGCAAAUGCAUCGUUGAUCAUUGAUAUCCGAGCAUCGGUAUGUCUAUGAUUAUUUUGAAGUUUGGUGAGAAGAAAGUCGUUAGAUUUCCUAUCUGUUGUUUAAAAUGUCAUAAACUGUUAGUUGAGUUCACUGUAUUGAGUAAAAUGACCAACUUUACUCCAUUGAGUUUUCUCAUUAAGAAAAUUGUUAGGCCCUGUUCUGAAACAUUUUAGGUGGUUUUGAGAUUCAAAGUGAUAUUUAGGCAUUUUUUAGGUGGACUUGUGAGUCAAAGUGUCGGUUUAGUAUCUUUUUUAGGUUGUUUUGAGAGUCAAAGUGACAUUUAGGUACUUUUUACGAACUUUUUAGGUUUUUGAUAGUCAAAAUGUUAUUUUGGCACUGUUUAGGAGGGUUUGAGAGCGAAAGUGGCUCUUCUGUAUUUUUUUUUAUUAGGUUUUGACAGUCAAAGUGUCAUUUACACGCUUUUUAGAAACUUUUUAGGUAAUUGUGUCAUUUCUAGGUCUUUUAGUGAAAAGGAACCUAAGCCCCAGCCAACUUGUCUAAUUUUGCUUGAACAACAUUCUUUAUUUUGUUGCAAUAAUACUCUAUUAAUGAGUCUUUUUGAUUGGUGUUUUA